AUGGAAGGUGUGGACGGUAGCAGCGAAUUGGAAAUCGACUCGGAAACGAAGCUUUUGAGAGAUAGAUUCAGGCUCUCCGCAAUCUCUAUCGCCGAAUCUGAAGCAAACAAAAACGGCGUGCAAGUUUCAAAAGUCGUAGUCGCUUGCGUUGCUGAUUUGGCCUUCAAGUAUACGGAGAAGCUGGCUAAGGAUCUUCAGCUAUUUGCACAGCAUGCAAAUCGUAAAUCUGUUAAUGUGGAUGAUGUCAUACUUUCUGCACAUCGAAAUGAAAAUCUAUCUGGCUUCUUGAGGACCUUCUCCAAUGAUUUAAAAGCAAAAGAUCCUCAAUCUGAGAAGAAGCGAAAAAAAAGAAUGACAAUACAACCAUGA
This is a messenger RNA of Gastrolobium bilobum, 369 nucleotides long. RefSeq names its product protein MHF1 homolog. Lineage: Eukaryota; Viridiplantae; Streptophyta; Magnoliopsida; Fabales; Fabaceae. The transcript is spliced from 4 exons. Gene Ontology annotation, biological process: resolution of meiotic recombination intermediates; replication fork processing. The record is from RefSeq and is a predicted model, not a curated record. Gene Ontology annotation, cellular component: FANCM-MHF complex; Fanconi anaemia nuclear complex. The coding region runs from base 1 to 369 and encodes 122 amino acids. Gene Ontology annotation, molecular function: protein heterodimerization activity; chromatin binding.